Oryza sativa Japonica Group (Japanese rice) is the source of this 647-nucleotide messenger RNA. RefSeq lists its product as uncharacterized. The record is from RefSeq and is a predicted model, not a curated record. NCBI's taxonomy places the organism in Eukaryota, Viridiplantae, Streptophyta, Magnoliopsida, Poales, Poaceae.
GUCUCUCCAAGCAGAUCAUCUCAUAGCCGCCUAUAAAACGUGUACACAAACUCCGAAUUAAUCGAUCAAUCAAUCAGUGAGCCACAAACGCCUAUAAGCUGUAGCUGAAAUCUUGAUCUGUGUAGCUCCAUGGAGUCGGCCAUGAGGAGGAAGAUGGCCGUGGUGGUGAUGUCGGUGUUGAUGAUGGCGGCGGCGGCGGCGGCGAACUACGCGGCGGAGCCGGAGGAGGACUGCGCGACGCAGACGACCUACUUCACCAACUGCCUGAGGCGCGGGAUCAGGGAAGGCUGCUGCGGGGUGGUGAAGAACCACUGGUGCCUGUGCCAGGUGAAGCGGGAGGCGGAGGUGAAAUGCAUCCCCGGGCGCCGCUGCGACGUGCCCAAGGCCCUCAAGAUCGCCGACAUGGACCUCCCCUGCAUGAGAAACCUCAGGUGCAGCAAGCACGCCUGAUAUAACCAAAUCUGCUACGCUAUAUCCAACUUAAUUAGAUGCCUACUGCCUCCAAGUUAUGUUACUCUGUUUGUUACUGCAUCCUAUGUUUUUUUUCUAGAUGAUUUUGUUGAAGCAAUCAAUCCCAACCUGAUGUAUACUGCUCAUUGUCCUAUAUAUUAUUAUUAUGGUCGGCUCCGGAUCUCAUAUUCACGAUA